Tachysurus fulvidraco (yellow catfish) is the source of this 4173-nucleotide messenger RNA. RefSeq names its product pleiomorphic adenoma gene 1 (gene plag1). The record is from RefSeq and is a predicted model, not a curated record. NCBI's taxonomy places the organism in Eukaryota, Metazoa, Chordata, Actinopteri, Siluriformes, Bagridae. The transcript is spliced from 3 exons. Bases 257 to 1420 code for a protein of 387 amino acids.
CCGCAGCGCAUAGCCUACACAAUGGCUGCUGGAAAGAGGAGAAAGCAAACAAUUUUCAGGCCCCGCCGCGUCCAGCAAAAAAUAUGAGAAAAAAAUUUAUUAAAAUUCGGAAAAUAAGUGAAAGUCAAGGAAAACGCCCUAGAAAGGAUGUUAAAGCUCCAACGUGCCUGUCCUCUCUGUGGUGUUGAAAAUUCAGCCUCUGUCACCCUGUCAGUGAUCGGACACAUCUCUGGUGUCCGCUGCGUGCUAAGUCACCAUGGCCACAGUUACUCCCGACGAUGACUGCCCCAACCCGGCAGAGCACGAUCGAGUGAGGAAGAGGAGGCCUGAGGGGAAAGGGAGGAAAAACUUCCCGUGUCAGCUUUGCGAAAAGGCGUUCAACAGCGUGGAGAAGCUGAAGGUGCACUCCUACUCGCACACAGGCGAGAGGCCGUAUCGCUGCACACACACCGACUGCACCAAGGCCUUCGUCUCAAAGUACAAACUGCUACGCCACAUGGCCACCCACUCACCUGAGAAGACCCACAAGUGUAGCUACUGCGAGAAAAUGUUCCACCGCAAAGACCACCUCAAAAAUCACCUGCACACACAUGACCCUAACAAGGAGGCUUUCAGCUGUGCCGAGUGCGGCAAGAGCUACAACACCAAGCUGGGUUUCCGAAGGCACCAGGCUCUGCAUGCGGCACAUCGCGGUGACCUCACCUGCCAGGUGUGUCUGCGGCCAUAUCCCAGCACCACACUGCUGCUCGAGCACCUGCGUGCCCAUGCCGGAAAAAGCGCUACAGCUGCAGCCAAGGAAAAGCGGCAUCAGUGUGAGCACUGUGAGCGCCGAUUCUACACCCGCAAAGAUGUGCGGCGCCACCUAGUGGUGCACACGGGUCGCAAGGACUUUCUGUGCCAAUACUGUGCGCAGCGCUUCGGGCGCAAAGACCACCUAACUCGGCAUGUAAAAAAAAGCCACAGCCACGAGCCGCUGCGUGUGAAGGCGGAGCCGCUGGAGCCCUCAGAGCCACACGCCUACCUGUUUGGCCACGCCUCCUACUCUCCACCACCACCACCACUCCGUCCCGAGCUGGAGAGCUACCUUCUAGAGCUGCAGGCGGAGGAGGUGCCGAAGCUGAGUGCUGCUGCCACGACCUCUGGAGAAACACCUCCUUCUUUUGACUUCCUGUCUCCUCUGUUUAACUUCCUGCCCUAUGGGCAAGGGGCAGGGCCAGGCUUGGGGGUUUCCUACAGCCAGGAGGAGGGGCUCCCUGUGAUGACGCCUUCUCAGGACACUCCCGAUCCUCUUGGCCCAAUUCACACGCUUGCGCAUCCACACAUGCUUUCACAGACGCACGCUCUCACCACAAGUUACACACACUCGCCAAGCCUGAAUACAACCACCACCCUGCCUCGCUUUCACCAGGCCUUCCAGUGAUCCAAAACAUACACAUUAAGCUACCGUAGCAAUUACAUGCACCUACACACAUCAACUUGGCACUUAAAAUAAAUGCAAAAAACACACCAAGAUAACACUUAUUACUUAAAUCAGUGACACUUCUAAAAUGAUCACCUGCUCAUUUAAAUCUAUUUCAGUCUACAGUUUAUAAGUUAGCAAUAGAAGAUGUUGAACAUCUUGACAGCUGGCAUUCGAAACAAUCAGUCUGGUUUACGAACAUGUAUGUGCCUUGGUUUGCAGUGAAGUUUUGCUCUCAGACUCUGAGCACUGAGUGCAUAUAGCUUUCCCAUUUAGCACUUUCUAGAUGUUGAAGUUCCAUCAAAGCUAAACAUUGAGUUUUUUUCCUGAUAUUUUUAUUGAUCACUUUAUUUGUUGGCUCACAAGCAAAAGGGUACUGAAAUGCCAGCAUCUGAGUGACUAUACACAGCCAAAGGCAACCAAAACCCUCAGAGCCACAGUGUGGAAGGCUCAUCUUGUUUUGCCUUUUUUUUUUUCCCUUUAAAAUAAACUUUUUUAAAUGGCCGUUUGCCUUCAUGCUGCUGCUCGUUUUAAGGGCCUUAAACUUUACCAGUGCAGAUCUGCUUCACUAUACAAAGCAAUAAAGGGAAACAUGGACUGACUUUACAUAGACUAUCAUAUGUAGACACAAACAGCUCUUAAACACCCCUUUCAUAUUUUUCACCCCUCUGUUUGUCCUUUCAUUGCUUUUUCUUUUCUUUUUUGGUCCUGGACUUUAGACACCAACACAACCUUCAACCUCAUCUGCCAGAAUGCUGUCCAUUGCACUGAUUCUGAUUCUCAUCAAUUUUUAUAUAUAUAUAUAUAUAUAUAUAUAUAUAUAUAUAUAUAUAUAUAUAUAUAUAUAUAUAUAUAUAUAUAUAAUUCAGUUGUAUGGCUCUGUGCUGUUGCAUACGAAGCGCACACAGAAGCCCUGCAAAUAACAUACGCAGUCUGUGAAGAAGCUCUUUUGUGAAUAAGAUACAUUUCUAUGGAUAGUUUUGCGGACUCUAGACGUCUCCAGAGGCUGUAAAACACACCUACAUUUGGCACAGUCCUUUUCGCAAUCCCCCCCAGCCAAAACCCUGUACAGAUGUGUAUUUGUGGGUGGGGGUGUGGCAGGGACGACAGAGGUGCCUGCUGAGUGAAUGUUGGGGCUCAUGUUUAUUAUACAUUGGGAGCUGAAGGUUAUUGGAUGCUGGAAAGCCUCCAGGUUGGGCAUAUUUUUCAUACUAGCACUUUCUAUAGAAUCUGAUGCCUUGGUUUUUGUCAUGUUAUAAAUAUGUAUUUUAUGUUAAACAAUCUUUUGCAUCAAAUGUUUAGAUGUCAUAUAUAGCUUUUAGCAGAUUGUGUGUGAGUGUGUGUGUGUGUGUGUGUGUGUGUGUGUGUGUGUGUGUGUGUGUGUAUACAGUAUAUAUAUACAUACAUACAUGCACAGGAAGUAUAUAUGUAAAAUGCUAAGAGUGUGAUAUUUUUACAGGUACACGUCAUACAGUGUUUUUUGUAAAUGUCUUUUGUUUUUGCUUUAUUGCACAAAACGUCUGUGUCUCUCACUGAGAUUUUAUUGCGAAUGGUUUAUUCCACCCACACUUCUUCUUCUUCUUCUUCUUCUUUUUCAAAGCACUUCCAUUGUUUUCAAAGGGUUUUUAUAAAUAUAUUCCAAAAUCUGCAGUUUGUAAAUACUUCAGUAUUGAAAAAAGUGUAUAAAACUGGGAAGACCAGAAAGCCUCAAUAUUUUUAAGGUGUGAAAUAGCGAUGUCAUUCGAUGCUGCUGAGUGGCUGACGGAUUGUGCAGAAAAGCUGAUCGAAGUGCUCGGCUUCCGAGCGCGUUUUCAUUGGGAGACACAGACCUUUAGCAAUUCUCCUGUUCAAUGUCAGUGGUACCAUCCCGCAUUGUGUAUAUUUUGUGAGAGUGGAACCUUCUCUCGACUUGGAUAAUGCUGCUAAUGGACAUGGCAUAGCCCAUGAUGGCGCAACAGAACUUUUAGUGUCCCCCCUCCCCCCAUCCUUCUUUCAGAUCCAUGAAAUGUUUGAAGGAGUAUAGACGUGUGUACUGUCCGUGUCCUAUUUCCAUGUGUCAGUAAAGCGAUGUAGUUCUUAUCAAAGCUGAUUAGGAGCUGGAUGUUGCCUCAGCCGUGCUUCGAGGGAAAUGUCUUUGUAGAGCUGAACUCUGAGUGACCUUUUAAAGACAAGAAGAGAAGGAGGUUUUGUUCAAGAGAAGGCAUUCCAUCCAUUAUGGUGUUUUACAUGGUGUCCUUAUUGUUUUUAAUCACAUUUCUGUAAUGCCAUCCUGUGAUAGUGGCUUUUGCUAAUCAAUGUAUAUGUUACCAUAAUGUACUUUUACAAACUACUGUUGUAUGUGUAUAUCCCAAGACAGAUUGAUUCAUAAUUUGUGUGUGUGUGUGUGUGUGUGUGUGUGUGUGUGUGUGUGUGUGUGUGUGUGUGUGUGUGUGUGUGUGUGUGUUGAGAACUUGCUGCUGCAGCCUGUGUAUUCUUUUGUCUCCAGAUGACAUCAUCCAAAGAGAAAGUUAUUUAGCGGCUGGCUGGAGGAGCCAGUUGUUUGCUGUAGAAGGUGAAUGGCAAAGUGUGAAUGUGUGCGUGUUUUGUGUCUGAGAAAGAAAGCGUGUAUCUGUGUGCAUUCAGACGACCUUUGCUGCUAUGUGAGGAGAGGAGAGAUUUGGUCCAGUGUUAAUACAGUUCACAGUACUGAGAGCUCAAUAAACAUACCAGAAGGA